AUGGAACGAUUUCCGCCGUAUGAGCUCGAGAAGUACGUGCUCGCUGCUCGCGGAGCCGUCCUGCUUUGCUCGUCUCUCGAGGUGAUAUUAUAUGACUUUGCAACAGUAUUCCUUUCUUUUCCAGCUCCUCCUCGUACUGUUCAAUUGGCUCGAGAACAGUUGUCUCUUCGCCAAACUCGUCUACUUCCUGGCCCUGGCCGUCUCGAUCUCCGUCUCCGCCCACAACGUCGUGUUCAUGAUCGACGGACGCGACGAAGUCAAGAAGGCGUUCCGAUCAAGUGGAAGUUCGGAUGUACGCCUCAAGUCUUUCAUGCUCAUCCUGGCGCCACUGGCUUCCGGCGUUUUGGCCUUCUUCUGCGUCACCGGCCACUUCUUCUUCUCGCUUCUCGCCUUUUGCCACCUGGUCGGAGCCGUCGGUCAAUUGGCCGUGGAAGUUUACGAGGCGAGCAAGGCCGGAGGGAUCGCCGAAGGUCCUCCGGAGCCGGAUCCGAUUGCGAAUCCAAAAAAGCCCGGAAGUCCCAGUUAG
Molecule: messenger RNA, 526 nt
Organism: Caenorhabditis sp. 36 PRJEB53466
Lineage: Eukaryota; Metazoa; Nematoda; Chromadorea; Rhabditida; Rhabditidae
Source: the annotation of a GenBank genome assembly